Molecule: messenger RNA, 3558 nt
Organism: Acanthosepion pharaonis
Lineage: Eukaryota; Metazoa; Mollusca; Cephalopoda; Sepiida; Sepiidae
Source: the annotation of a GenBank genome assembly
AUGUUCUUCAUACUCACUCUCUCUUACUUCUUCACAUCUUUCUCUUCUCUCAGAUUUCCUCUCUCUUACUUCUUCACAUCUUUCUCCUCUCUCAGAUUUACUCUCUCUUACUUCACAUCUUUCUCCUCCCUCAGAUUUACCCCCUCUUACUUCUUCACAUCUUUCUCCUCCCUCAGAUUUACUCUCUCUUACACUCACUCUCUCUUAAUUCUUCACAUCUUUCUCCUCUCUCAGAUUUACUCUCUUACAUCUUCCCAUCUUUCUCCUCUCUCUGAUUUACUCUCUCUUACUUUUUCACAUCUUUCUCCUCUCCCAGAUUUACUCUCUCUUAUUUCUUCACAUCUUUCUCCUCCCUCAGAUUUCCUUUCUCUUACUUCUUCACAUCUUUCUCCUCCCUCAGAUUUACUCUCUCUUACUUCUUCACAUUUUUCUCCUCUCUCUGAUUUACUAUCUCUUACUUCUUCACAUCUUUCUCCUCCCUCAGAUUUACUCUCUCUUACUUCUUCACAUCUUUCUCCUCCCUCAGAUUUACUCUCCUACUUCUUCACAUUUUUCUCUUCUCUCAGAUUUACUCUCUCUUAUUUCUUCACAUCUUUCUCCUCCCUCAGAUUUCCUCUCUCUUACUUCUUCACAUCUUUCUCCUCCCUCAGAUUUACUCUCUCUUACUUCUUCACUUUUAUUUCCUCUCUCUUACUUCUUCACAUCUUUCUCCUCCCUCAGAUUUCCUCUCUCUUAUUUCUUCACAUCUUUCUCCUUCCACAGAUUUACUCUCUCUUACUUCUUCACAUCUUUCUCUUCUCGCUUAUUUACUCUCUCUUACUUCUUCACAUCUUUCUCCUCCCUCAGAUUUCCUCUCUCUUACUUCUUCACAUCUUUCUCUUCUCUCAGAUUUACUAUCUCUUACUUCUUCACAUCUUUCUCCUCCCUCAGAUUUCCUCUCUCUUACUUCUUCACAUCUUUCUCCUCUCCCAGAUUUACUCUCUCUUACUUCUUCACAUCUUUCUCCUUUCUCUGAUUUACUCUCUCUUACUUUUUCACAUCUUUCUCCUCUCCCAGAUUUACUCUCUCUUACUUCUUCACAUCUUUCUCCUCUCUCUGAUUUACUCUCUCUUACUUUUUCACAUCUUUCUCCUCUCCCAGAUUUACUCUCUCUUACUUCUUCACAUCUUUCUCCUCCCUCAGAUUUCCUCUCUCUUACUUCUUCACAUCUUUCUCCUCCCUCAGAUUUCCUCUCUCUUACUUCUUCACAUCUUUCUCUUCUCUCAGAUUUACUCUCUCUUACUUCUUCACAUCUUUCUCUUCACUGAGAUUUACUCUCUCUUACUUCUUCACAUCUUUCUCCUCCCUCAGAUUUCCUCUCUCUUAUUCUUCACAUCUUUCUCCUCCCACAGAUUUCCUCUCUCUUACUUCUUCACAUCUUUCUCUUCUCUCAGAUUUACUCUCUCUUACUUCUUCACAUCUUUCUCUUCUCUGAGAUUUCCUCUCUCUUACUUCUUCACAUCUUUCUCCUCCCUCAGAUUUCCUCUCUCUUACUUCUUCACAUCUUCCUCUUCUCUCAGAUUUACUCUCUCUUACUUCUUCACAUAUUUACUCUCUCUUACUUCUUCACAUCUUUCUCCUCUCUCAGAUUUCCUCUCUCUUACAUCUUCACAUCUUUCUCCUCCCUCAGAUUUCCUCUCUCUUACUUCUUCACAUCUUUCUCUUCUCUCAGAUUUACUCUCUCUUACUUCUUCACAUCUUUCUCUUCUCUCAGAUUUACUCUCUCUUACUUCUUCACAUCUUUCUCUUCUCUCAGAUUUACUCUCUCUUACUUCUUCACACCUUUCUCCUCCCUCAGAUUUCCUCUCUCUUACUUCUUCACAUCUUUCUCUUCUCUCAGAUUUACUCUCCUUACUUCUUCAUCUUUCUCUUCUCUCAGAUUUACUCUCUCUUACUUUUUCAUCUUUCUCUUCUCUGAGAUUUCCUCUCUCUUACUUCUUCAUCUUUCUCCUCCUCAGAUUUACUCUCUCUUACUUCUUCAUCUUUUCCUCCCUCAGAUUUCCUCUCUCUUACUUCUUCACAUCUUUCUCUUCUCUCCAGAUUUACUCUCUCUUACUUCUUCAUCUUUCUCCUCUCUCUGAUUUACUCUCUCUUAUUUCUUCACUUCUUUCUCUUCUCUCAGAUUUACUCUCUCUUACUUCUUCACAUCUUUCUUUCUCUCAGAUUUUACUCUCUUACAUCUUCAUCUUUCUCCUCCCUCAGAUUUCCUCUCUCUUACUUCUUCACAUCUUUCUCUUCUCUCAGAUUUACUCUCUCUUACUUCUUCAUCUUUCUCUUCUCUCAGAUUUUACUCUCUUACUUCUUCACAUCUUUCUCUUCUCUCAGAUUUACUCUCUUAUUCUUCAACCUUUCUCCUCCCUCAAAUUUCCUCUCUCUUACUUCUUCACAUCUUUCUCUUUCUCUCAUUUACUCUCCUUACUUCUUCAUCUUUCUCUUCUCUCAGAUUUACUCUCUCUUACUUUUUCACAUCUUUCUCUUCUCUCAGAUUUCCUCUCUCUUACUUCUUCACAUCUUUCUCCUCCCUCAGAUUUCCUCUCUCUUACUUCUUCACAUCUUUCUCUUCUCUCAGAUUUACUCUCUCUUACUUCUUCACAUCUUUCUCUUCUCUCAGAUUUACUCUCUCUUAUUUCUUCACAUCUUUCUCCUCCCUCAGAUUUCCUCUCUCUUACUUCUUCACAUCUUUCUCCUCCCUCAGAUUUACUCUCUCUUACUUCUUCACAUCUUUUUCCUCCCUCAGAUUUCCUCUCUCUUACUUCUUCACAUCUUUCUCUUCUCUCAGAUUUACUCUCUCUUACUUCUUCACAUCUUUCUCCUCCCUCAGAUUUACUCUCUCUUACUUCUUCACAUCUUUCUCCUCUCUCUGAUUUACUCUCUCUUAUUUCUUCACAUCUUUCUCCUCCCUCAGAUUUACUCUCUCUUACUUCUUCACAUCUUUCUCUUCUCUCUGAUUUACUCUCUCUUACUUCUUCACAUCUUUCUCCUCCCUCAGAUUUACUCUCUCUUACUUCUUCACAUCUUUCUCUUCUCUCAGAUUUACUCUCUCUUACUUCUUCACAUCUUUCUCCUCCCUCAGAUUUCCUCUGUCUUACUUCUUCACAUCUUUCUCUUCUCUCAGAUUUACUCUCUCUUACUUCUUCACAUCUUUCUCCUCUCUCUGAUGUACUCUCUCUUACUUUUUCACAUCUUUCUCCUCUUCCAGAUUUACUCUCUCUUACUUCUUCACAUCUUUCUCCUCCCUCAGAUUUCCUCUCUCUUACUUCUUCACAUCUUUCUCCUCCCUCAGAUUUCCUCUCUCUUACUUCUUCACAUCUUUCUCCUCUCUCAGAUUUACUCUCUCUUACUUCUUCACAUCUUUCUCCUCUCCCAGAUUUACUCUCUCUUACUUCUUCACAUCUUCCUCUUCUCUCAGAUUUACUCUCUCUUUCUUUUUUCGUAUGUUUAACCUCUUUUUCUUUUCUCUUUCUUUUUCUUCUCCCUAAGAUUUACACAUUCUUUUUUGCCCUUCUCCCCAGCCCUUGA